GCCGUCAUGGGACAGGCAGCACGCAGUCGAGUCGGAAGAUGGUUGCGAGCGGCGCGCUACAUCAAACCCGAGGCACUCAAGACGCCCAAGAUGCGACAGUUCGCGGACGGCUACAUCUUCGACAACAACUACUUCGUGGGCAAUGGCGAAAUCAAACUCGGCAGUACCUACGCGGUCAAGACCCUGGAGUUGCUGACAAGAUCGCCGGAAAUCGCGGUGGCGAUGUUCCAGGAGAAACUUUGCCAGCCCAUGAAAGUAGUCGAGAACUGGGAGAAGAACAUGGACAAGGUGUUCGGCAAGUUGUUCCUGGAUCUGCCGGCCACCGCUCGCUGUUUGGAUCACUUGCAGUCGCUUGAGGGGUUGGCGUGUGUCCGCAUGUGCAUCAGCAAGACCCUCAGCGUGAAACUUGUGGACGGGGUCUUUCACACAAGGAAUAUCGCCUUGCACACGGCCGAGAGCCCAUGCACCGACUGUCGUGACAUUGCCGACGAGUGCAACAAGCUGAAGCACGGCGACAAGACCGACAAGAAGACCGAUGAGAAGAAGACCGCGAGCCAGGCUGAGGCAGUCGACGCAUCGGAUGGAGUCGGAGGUGUUGCAUCGCUGAACACGGUGCUCACCGUCGGCGAGAAUGAGUCGGAGUUGCCUCGAGAGGUGCAGGCCGGUUGUGCCGAUUAUUCGAUAAUUCAUAAGUGUGACUUCAAUGACCAAGCAGCCGUUCAGGACGCGGUCCGCAAGAAGUGGGACAAGAUUCUCAUCAGCACAGACGAGGAUGAGUUCAGGGUGACGGGCAAGAGUCGUAUCUUCCCUUCGUGGAAGGUCAUCCUGAUGAUCAAUGCCCCCACAUCUCGGCCUCCAGUCGUUUUGAAAUACAUAAGCGACGCUGAGAAGUUGGCGAAAGCCUGCCAGCUUGAGCGCUACACCAUUGCCGUGCCAGUCGGGAAGCGCUACAAGCUUUUGAGCGAAGUCAUGACGAAGUUCGGAGAGAUGGAGGGCACCCCGUUCAGCGU
This is a messenger RNA of Symbiodinium sp. CCMP2592, 1010 nucleotides long. The record is from the annotation of a GenBank genome assembly. NCBI's taxonomy places the organism in Eukaryota, Dinophyceae, Suessiales, Symbiodiniaceae.